This is a messenger RNA of Ceutorhynchus assimilis (cabbage seed weevil), 505 nucleotides long. Lineage: Eukaryota; Metazoa; Arthropoda; Insecta; Coleoptera; Curculionidae. The record is from the annotation of a GenBank genome assembly.
GAUAAAAACAAUAAUUUUGUGUCGCACUGGCAAGGUCUAAUGAUACCAUUAGAUAUUUGUAAAAUAAGUCUACCUAUUGCAUUGUUUAAUAACAGCCAUAAGCAUGGAGUUUAAAGUACCUUUAUUUUUAUGUUUUACUUCUUUAUUGUGUGCUUCUCGUGGAGCUGCUAUUAUAGAACGUCAAGAAAUUGAUGAAUCCACCAACAACAGUACUGAAUCAUCUACCACAGUAGCUGCUACAACUACAGUCCAAUCUACUGAUACAGUUGAAAUUGAACUUUGGCCCUUGUGCGAUUUUCCUUUAUGGCCUAUUGAGAUAUGGGAAGAUCCUGUAUCAAUUGAGGAUAUUGAUCCUGAACCAGAGUAUGUAGAGCUACUACCUCUUGAUCCGAUAGUGUGGCCUGAAUUUGAACCAGUAUUUUAUCCAUAAACUCUUCCAGCUGAAAGUUGUCUGGAUAAAAUGAACUACUUGUAUGAUUCUACCAAACUGUAUUUGAACUUAUAU